UUCUCCCUCUCCUCCUCCUCCUCCGCUCCUCCUCUCCUCCUUCUUCAGCUUCACGUCCAGCUCGAGCUUUAUGACUGUGAAGGCUGCUGGUCAGCGGCUGCGGGGAUCUUUCACCGAUGCUCUGCACCUAAUGUGACAAUUUCAUACAACUGCAACAAACAAGCGGCUGAAGCCAUGGGCACCUUUGGAGUGUUAGUGGGGAUUUUACACUAUGCGGGACUUUACCUUCAACUUAACGCAGCUGUCAACGUCGGCCACAAUAAGGUGGAUAAUCACGUCAGUGGAAACGCUCUUUUCACAGAGGUACCACACGACAUCACGAAACAGAGCGGCGAAGAUGUAGAGAUGGCUUGUUCCUUCCGAGGGGCGGGCUCUCCCUCCCACGCCCUGGAGAUCCAGUGGUGGUACAUCAAGGACUGGAGAGAGAAGUCAGCGCAGAUCACUAACUAUGUUGUUCCACUGGAGGAGAAGUCCAAAGAUGCCACCAAAAUUAGCGUUGUAAAAGUGGCCGGCAGCAACAUCUCCCACAAGCUUCGUCUCUCCAGCGUGAAGCCAUCCGACGAGGGCACAUAUGAAUGUCGCGUCAUCGACUUCAGCGGCCCCGUGGCGCAGGACCACCGGGUCCGUGCCUACCUCCAGGUGGAGCCAGAGAGCAGUCAGGGACAGGAUGACAUUAAACUGCAGGGGCACCGGUCACACUCCCACCCCGAGACAGUGGGCAGGGAAUUGAGGAGGAGAUCAACUGACAGCACCACUGACUGUAAUGAGAGCUGUGUGCUGUAGAGUGGACAGCCCAUCUGUCUGUCUGUCUGUCUGUCUGUCUGUCCGCAUGAUGAAGGAAUGAUUAUCAGCACACACAUCACCAUAGACCUGAGCCAUUGGUCGUAACUGGACCCUUUGUGUUUAAUGGUUCAUUUAUCUAUGCCAUCUUUAAAGCUGUAGUGCGUAACUUUAUUAACUGUUAUAUUCAAACCAUUGUCAAAUAAUGCAUACGAUGCUGAUUCAGCUUAAAAGCUCCACACAACUCUGUGUUUCUCAGUACAUUGCUGUUUUGUUCUUGUGUCACCUGGAAACAUUAGGAAGUGACACUGAUCUAGUGAAGCUAAAUGGCUUUAAACAGGUUAGAGUAUUACAGAAAACACAAAGAGGAGUCCACGAGAAGUUUCAGCGGUAAGAACUAAAUUCCAAAAUACCAGAGUGCUUAGCUAUUUCAUGGGAUAUGUACUUCCUGUCCCCGUCAUUAGAGUGUCCAGUCAAGUUCUACAUGUUUUUAGACUGUGGGAACAAGCCGGAGAACCUGGAGAAAAUCCACGCA
Molecule: messenger RNA, 1315 nt
Organism: Solea senegalensis (Senegalese sole)
Lineage: Eukaryota; Metazoa; Chordata; Actinopteri; Pleuronectiformes; Soleidae
Gene: vstm2lb
Product: V-set and transmembrane domain containing 2 like
Exons: 4
Coding region: 175-783 (202 amino acids)
Source: RefSeq, a predicted model, not a curated record